Molecule: messenger RNA, 1611 nt
Organism: Zingiber officinale
Lineage: Eukaryota; Viridiplantae; Streptophyta; Magnoliopsida; Zingiberales; Zingiberaceae
Product: metal tolerance protein 1-like
Exons: 2
Coding region: 264-1550 (428 amino acids)
Biological process (GO): zinc ion transmembrane transport
Cellular component (GO): plasma membrane; vacuole
Molecular function (GO): zinc ion transmembrane transporter activity
Source: RefSeq, a predicted model, not a curated record
GAGAUAUUUAGAGAAAUAUUUGCUGCAGAUAUUUUCGGAUGCCCUAAUGGGGCUGGGAAUUUCUAAAAAUAUCUCCGAAUCCGCGUCAAUAAAAAGUAAAUGCCGUUUUCAUUUUCGACAAAUCGAGUCUGGGGCACGAUCGCAUCGACGGCGCCCCCGUUGACUAUCCUCUUCGCCAACCUUCAUGCUUCAUCUGUUUCUCGCUCGAGGGAUCGAAUAAUAUUUGAUCCGUCGUGGAAAGGCCCGGACUUGGGGGAAAAGAUAUGGAACCACAAGCUUCUCAUUCUUCACAGAUCAUUGGCAUAAGCAUAGAUAAGUCGGGGGAUGAAUCUAGCAUAGCCCGUAAAAAGAUAUGCGGUGGCACUGCAUGUGGCUUCUCUGAUUCCACAUCAGACUCCAGAGAUGCUAAAGAAAGAUUUGCGUCUAUGCGCAAGCUUCUGAUUGCCGUCAUCUUAUGUGCCAUUUUCAUGGCUGUAGAAGUGGUUGGAGGAAUUAAAGCAAACAGUCUCGCAAUUCUUACAGAUGCCACACAUCUCCUUUCAGAUGUUGCAGCAUUUGCCAUCUCCCUGUUCUCCAUUUGGGCGUCAGGGUGGGAAGCAACCCCGCGCCAGUCAUAUGGAUUCUUUCGAAUAGAAAUCCUCGGAGCUCUAGUGUCGAUCCAACUUAUAUGGCUCUUGACUGGUAUCCUACUCUACGAAGCUAUUGCCAGACUUAUCCAUGAUACUGGUGAAGUACAAGGCCUCUUGAUGUUUAGUGUAGCUACAUUUGGUUUGCUUGUUAAUAUCAUUAUGGCUGUCUUGCUUGGACAUGAGCAUGGACAUGGCAUGCAUAACCAUAGUCAUGGUGGGCAUGAGGACAGCAACAACGAGCACGGCCACGACCAUGACCACGACGAGCAUGGCCACAGCCACUCUGGCACUCACUCAAACCAUGAUGAUGACAAUCACGAUUAUAGACAGGAGACGGGACAUGAUCAUAGCUGUGAAGGUGGCAAUGUAAUUCGCCAGAGUCCCAGAGCAAAUGCAGGAGACAGUGAUGAACUCGAUCCUCUGCGGCACGAGUCAGAAAAAUCCCUAGUCAGCUCAAAGCAUGUCAAAGGCAAAACAAGAAAUAUCAACGUGCAUAGCGCCUAUCUUCAUGUCCUCGGCGACUCCAUUCAGAGUGUAGGCGUGAUGAUUGGUGGUGCCAUCAUAUGGUGGAAGCCUGAGUGGAAGUUAAUCGACAUGGUGUGCACACUUUUCUUCUCGGUCAUCGUUCUGAUAACGACCAUCAAGAUGUUAAGGGACAUACUCGAGGUCCUGAUGGAGAGCACGCCGCGGCAAAUCAAUGCGACCAAACUUGAAGAAGGGCUUUGCCAGCUGGAUGGUGUUGUUGCAAUUCAUGAACUGCACAUUUGGGCUAUCACAGUAGGGAAGGUUCUUCUUGCUUGUCAUGUGAUGAUCGCACCAGAGGCGGAUGCUGAACUUAUUCUCGACAUGGUGAUCGGAUUCAUCAAUCGAGAGUACAAUAUUAGCCAUGUAACCAUCCAAAUAGAAAGGCAAUCUAUGUAGUUUUAGGCAACUCCUUGUUUCUAAACCAUUUGCCAGUAAUGGUCAUCUGUCUAUUGCUUCA